Messenger RNA from Chlamydomonas reinhardtii, 2739 nucleotides. RefSeq lists its product as uncharacterized. Lineage: Eukaryota; Viridiplantae; Chlorophyta; Chlorophyceae; Chlamydomonadales; Chlamydomonadaceae. The record is from RefSeq and is a predicted model, not a curated record. The transcript has 5 exons. Bases 148 to 2328 code for a protein of 726 amino acids.
CCAUGUGUGAUUGACGUUAAAAUUUAAAACCUGCACGAACCGGUGCCACGCAUGACAUUUUGACAUUUACCUUGCUGGGCAGGCCGGCCUGAGGCUCCCUGGGCACAAGUGGAUUUCUCGUGAUAUGACGUAGAUAUCAUAGAACAGAUGGAGUCGGCCAGGCGCUCACGAGCCAGGUUGCCUCCCGUCAUUUCGCUGACGUUGGUUCUCUCGCUAUGCGUUGGCGCGACCUCCUUCGAGCUGACACAAGAGGAUCAAAUUGCUGUGGAACCCAGCAACAAUCAAGGGUUCUUAGAAGCCGAUGGUGGCCUGGGGCCUCCCAUAUCAGCCUGGUAUUUUUCCCUGAAGACCAGCAAGGGCUACUGCGGGCUGGUUCCGCUAUCCACGACGGCGGGCGGGUACGGCUUCGCCAUCUCCUGCGCCAACAAGCUCCCAGUAUACGACAGCCAGUUCACUCUCCUGUCGGCGGACGCGCCUUCAUCGCCUGGUGGGGCAGCAUGGGCGGGUGCCGAUGCAGCGGCGGUGGAAGCAGCAGCGGGGCCGGCGGCUGGGCAGCGAGGGCAUCACGGCUACAUGACAGACGAGGCACACCGUGUGCGCCUGCUGCUGGCCGGGGGCGCUGACCCUAGGGCACACCUGCAGGACGGCGAACUGGGCUCCGCGGCUGGUGCUGCUACUAUCGCGAGGGAGGCGGGUGCGGCGGCUGCUGGCGCGGCGCCCGUGCACGACCCUAACGCGCCAGUGGUGGUCACGAGCGGGACACCGCUGCGGCUGCUGUCGCGGAGUGCGGGGCUGUGCGGCAGCGUGCCGCCGCCAGGACGUGCCAGCUCACAGCAACAGCGGCCACAACAACAACAGCAGCAGCAGGGCGCGGCGAGUCAAGCAGGGAAUACAGGGAGCCAAGCGAGGGGGGGACCCGCGCCUGCUGGCGGCUUCGCCGCCUGCUCCAGACUGCUACCAGCUGCCUGGUGGGCCUGGCUGCACUGCCGCGCGCUGCCGGCACUGCAGGCCGCGCUUCACGCAGUCAGCCGGGCGCUGCAGCUGCCCCAGACCUUCCCGCUCCUUCCAGCUCCCGGCGCCUGCCGCGAUGCUGCAGCUGCGGCGCCGGCAGGCGCCACCGGCGCGGGCGCGGACGCGGGCGGCAGCGGGCCCGGAGGGCCCCCACUGCUUGGGGACACCGCGCCGUGGCCUGUGACGUGUGUCUUGGCGCAGCCGGGCUCGCUGCAGUGGCGGCUGUUCAAGAGCGACCUGAAGGACAACGCCACAGUGGACCUGGCGGUGGACUGGCUGUACCUCAUGGAGGGAGACAAGUACUGCACACUGGCUGAUGUGGCGGGCAUGACGGCCGUCGUGUCAUGCCACCUGGACGCACCCGGCUGGACCGGAUACAAGUUCCAGCUGCAGACGAUGUCGUACCCGCGCAGCCGGCUGACAUCGCAGCUGACAGGCGGCGACUGCAGCGUGCGGCUGCCCUCGCUGCCGCCGCCGCACGACUGGGCGUGUGGCGGAGCCGGCCAGCCGCCGUCACCGGACCGCUCGCCGGACUUUGAUUUGGUGCUACAGACGCCCGGAUCCGCGCUGGCGGCAGGCGUGGUCGUGGGCAUCACCACCUACAGUCACGGCUUGGUGGGCAACCAGCUGCAGCGCUGCUGUCCCAUGAUCUCAUCGCCGCACAUCAUCUUCUGCGCGGUCGCUGCGCCCGGGUCCGCGCCGCCCGCCGAGUGCUGGUACCAGCUGUAUGAUGUCAAACUGUUGCGGGUGGUGGAAGCGCUCAGUGCAACCGGAAUCCAGGAACAGGAUCCGGAUGUUGAUGGUGCUAGCACCAGGCUUUCAGGCAGUGGUAGCGGCGGGCUUCAAGGACGGGGCUUCUGGGGGGCCUUCAGCCGCAGCCUGUUCGCCGAGAUGUCGCCGGUCGCCACUGAUCCGGACUCGGACGACGCGGACGAGCAGUCCUCGUCCAGGACUGGCGGAGCAGCAGGAGUGGAGAGGGGCGGGGGGCAAGAGGAGGCGGGGUUGGACCCGGAAGAUGGGCACGAGGGCGAAGAGGUUGGGCUGGUUGCGGAGCUGGCGGCGGCGGCGGGGCGGUUGCGGUUCCCCUGGGAUGCGGUGGUGCCCAUCUCGGAUGGCAGCUUAGUCAUGUUUAUGAGCAAGGCCUUCGCGAGGUACUGCAGCGUGAGCGUGGAUGGCGACCUGCUGUGUGUGAGCGCGCAGGCCAGCAACGCGUCGCGCAACCUCUUCACGCUGCGGCUGCCACCACUGCCGCCGCUUGGCGGGGCGGGCGUGGGUGCGAUGGGGCAGGGUAAGGGGCAGGUUGGCGCAGUCCCGUAGUGUGCAGCGUGUUCCCAGACCCCAACAUUCAUUUUGCAACGUCAAUGUGAGAGUACAGGCAGGAGGGUUGCGGAGGCGCGGCUCGGACUGGGGCUGCGAGGGGGACCUGUAGAUGGUGAGCGGAGCGAUGAGCAGUUAGAGGCGGCAUAGGUCGGGAAGCGCAGCAAGGGUCAAGGGAAUGCAGCCCGGGACCGUUGAUGAAAGGAGCGAGACAGUGAGCAGUGCGUGUGCGGCUUAUGUGGCUAGGGUAUUAGGGGGGCCUUUGCGCGGGCCUUGCCACGUAGAUUAGCGGAGCUCAACCGGGUCGGAGACUGUUCGGCAUUCAGUACUGUCGGAGAGUCCAAGGGAGAACAUGUGCUGUACCGUAUCACCGUAUGCACCACUGUUGUGUUCUUGUCAGAGUCUCUUUAA